AGGAAGGGAAGAUGCAACUGUUCUUUCUUAGGGAUCCUUAAAGACUGAUUAAUCGGAGAGCGAUCACUGCCCAGGCAAUUAAGGAAAAUAUUUUUGGAAAGGCAGACAUCAGAAGCCGAGCAGAGUAGAAGUUUCUACCCACCACUUAACUGUGUGUCUCAUCAGAUCAGCUCUCAUUCUGCACAAAAGCUGCCCUACUCAAAAGCACUGCUCAUUUAGAUGUAGUCAGGAGCACCAACACUGUCGCUCAUUAUAGACGAGUCAUACGUGUGUAGCAGGCAGCCUCUGAUACAUUUCUACAGCUAAAAUAGUUGACACCUAUAAAAAUAUCUAUUUAUAGUCUAAUAAUGUGCUGUCCAGUAAGGUAGCCAUUGGCCUUUUGUGGUUUUAAGUCUAUUCAAAUUCAAAUUUAAAAAUUCAGUUCUUCAGUCACACUAGGCGUAUUUCAAGUGCUCAAAAGCCACACGAGGCUAGUGACUACUGUAUUGGACAGUGCAACCUAAGAACAUUUCCAUUACACACAGUUCUAGGGGACAGCGCUGGUCUAGAAGGUGUCUUCAAAUUGUGUUUUUUGUAGAGGCAUGGGGAAGCCCCACACUUCCACAUUCUGGGAAGGCAGCACCUCCCUACCCACGGGCAUAUAUGUAGUCACUAAUGGUCUCACUGACGUUGGCACUUCUUCCUAGUUCCUUAAAUCUGUAGAUCUUUAACACACAUCACACUCAAUAAACUCUGUUUUAGCCCUCCUCCCUCCUCUUUGCCGAUGAGGAUGUGGUUCCUCGUGGUAGGCUGUUCCUCUAAUCCGGUGAAAAUGUCCAGCUCUCCUCACCAAGUAGAGCUGUUCUGGAAACCUGACUUCUAGAAGUGUGACAAACAAGCUUUAAUACGAAGGGGGUUGUAUCUAUUUGUGCUGUUGAGUCACUGAAUUGACUGGAAGGAUUGUGGGGGGGGGGAAACAAAUGAAAGCCGCAUACAAUUGUUUCUAUUAGAGAUUUUGCUAUUUUAGAAUUAGCUUGUCAAAAAUAAGUCACUAGAUGAAUUGACGGUGGAGCAAUUUAGUGCUGGGAAGAUGCCUUUAUCAGGAGAGAUUUGAACUUCUAGUGGUUUAUCCUGAAUCAGAUUCUGCUUUGUUUUCUUGCAGAAAGAUUAACUUCGCCUCAUUUUAAAGCUUUACUUUUUUUAAUGGAGGCAAAAAUAAACAAAUCUCUCUAUUCUAGGCCUUUUUCGUUCCCCUAAGAUAUCACAAAAAUACCUUUGAUGUUCUAUUUUUGCUGGGAAGCAGCCAGACCUUUUAGACAUUCCUGCACCCACGGGACAACUAUGAUCCGGUCAGAGAUCAGGAAGAGCAUGAAAGCCGCAAAGCUUUUGGUUGAAGAUGCCGGGAGAUGUGAACCCAAAGCGUGAUGGGGGAAACCUAAAUUUAAAAAAGACCCUCAGCGUGACAGCACAGAAGUCCUCAACGAAUGUGACCUUCGUACACCCUACAGCGCCACCAGAGAGCCACGUGUUCUUGCCUUUAACCCUCGCACAUCCAGAAAGUACCCGAGUACACUACCUCUGCACCCCCGCCCCAAACCCAGCUUGUAGAAAUCUGGAGCCGAGCCGCCGGACGGAUCUCCAGCCGCAUCUGUGCCGAGCCGGUACGGAGCCACGGGACCGCAGGCCCGGGCCGGGGACCUAUCUGAUUUGUAUCCACUGUGAUCAGCACUCUCACUUAGGACUUUCCUGAUCCAGAACUCCAGAGUAACCAGACUCCUCACAAGAAGGAGAUUAUAAUUUUGGAUUCCUUGGUGGAGGAAAACAAAAC
Messenger RNA from Manis pentadactyla (Chinese pangolin), 1807 nucleotides. RefSeq names its product dual specificity phosphatase 14 (gene DUSP14). Gene Ontology annotation, biological process: protein dephosphorylation. Gene Ontology annotation, cellular component: cytoplasm. Gene Ontology annotation, molecular function: MAP kinase tyrosine/serine/threonine phosphatase activity. The coding region runs from base 1376 to 1729 and encodes 117 amino acids. Lineage: Eukaryota; Metazoa; Chordata; Mammalia; Pholidota; Manidae. The record is from RefSeq and is a predicted model, not a curated record. The transcript is spliced from 6 exons.